AUGAAAUAUGACCAAAGUAUAAAAAAUAACAAGAAUGUUUUAAAUUUACAAAUUGAAGAAAAAGGCAAAGAUGAAUUUGAAAAAGAAGUAAAAAAUGAACAAAAAAGUGAAUUGAAAAAUAAAGAAGGUGAUAACUCUUUAGUUCAUUCAAAUUAUGAUAAUUCGCAAUUAAAACAAAAUUUAGGAAAUAUGCUAGGUUUGUAUUAUUCAAGUGAAGAAGAAAGCGAAGUAAAUAUUGAAGAGAAGGAUCAAAUAAUAAACGAAAAUUAUAGUAAUAGUAUUGAUGAAACUAGUUACAAAAACAUAACUGAAGAAAAAAUUAGAGAAAAUAAAAAUGAAAUGAAACUUUUAAAAAAAAUUAAAGAUGAAAAUAAAAAAAUAAGUGAAAUUAUAAAUGAAAAAAAACUAGAUGAUAAAGACGAAAUAGCAAGCAAAACUAUAAAUGAAAAAAAAACUAAUAAUGAAAGAGUAAAUAAAGGCGAAAUCAAAAAUGAAAUAAAAGUUAAUGAUAAAAAAGAAGAUAUAAAAAAUUGUAACAGUUUAGAAAAGGGUGCAAUUGAAGAUGAUAACAUAAAAAAAUAUAUCACUGAAAAUAAAAGCUUAAUCAAGAGUGAGAGUAAAGUAGAUGAAAAAUAUCAAAAAAAAUGUGGCAAAUUUAUUGAUGAUAUAAAUGUAGGUAUUAUAAAUGAAGAAAAUAAUAUUUUACAUAAUCAAAAAAAUUUACUUAGUGGUGAAUAUAAUAAUUUACCAAGUUAUAAUUCCAAUAAUAUGUAUGUGAACUACCCAUAUAAUACAUAUGAAAAUAAUAAUUAUCAAUACAGAAAUUUUAAUUAUAUGCCUUUUAGCUAUAAUAUAAAUAAUAGCUCAAUGCUAUAUACAAAUAAUUUAAACACAACUAAUGAAUCUGAAAAUUUUUAUAAUAAUAUGGUAUUUUCUAAAAAAAAAAAACUAAACGUAGAUUUAGCAAAUAUUCCUGUAAUAAGCCAAAGUAAAAUACUAAGUGAAUGGAAACCUAAUAUUAUACAAGAAGAAAAAAAAAGUAAAAAAUAUAACAUAAAGACAAAGGUUUAUAAUCCAGUUAAUAAUACAUUUGACAAAGUAAUUAUUCAUGGGAAAAACCAAAAACGAAAACAUCAAAUAAAUUGGUUAGCUAAAGAAGCAAUUGAAAAAGAAUAUGAAAUUUUACAAAAAACAAAUUACAAUAAAAGAAGAACAACGAAUGAUAAGUAUGGAUGGUAA
Messenger RNA from Plasmodium relictum, 1239 nucleotides. Its product is annotated as conserved Plasmodium protein, unknown function. NCBI's taxonomy places the organism in Eukaryota, Apicomplexa, Aconoidasida, Haemosporida, Plasmodiidae. The transcript has a single exon. The record is from RefSeq and is a predicted model, not a curated record. Bases 1 to 1239 code for a protein of 412 amino acids.